Suillus subalutaceus is the source of this 752-nucleotide messenger RNA. RefSeq lists its product as uncharacterized. The transcript has a single exon. Bases 72 to 752 code for a protein of 226 amino acids. The record is from RefSeq and is a predicted model, not a curated record. NCBI's taxonomy places the organism in Eukaryota, Fungi, Basidiomycota, Agaricomycetes, Boletales, Suillaceae.
CGCAUGUACAUGUAUAGCCGUCGUCGCCCACUGACUCAGCUUCCACAUCCUCCUACCGGGUCUCCAGACUCAUGCCCAAGUUGUCGUAUAAGUGGUGCUCCUGUGAGAGCUACAGAUGUAGGGAUAAUCCUGACGCAAGUGGUCAGAAACUACAGACCGUUCAGACAGCUGCAAGACACCAUGCUGCUGAUCAGCAGCUCCGCGAUGCUCGUACCAUUGAACCAGUCGCUUCUGGGCCUCACUCACCUGCACAUGAGCCUUUUGGAGCCAACGAACCAUUCGCGCAUGGUGAUGAUGAUGGGGAAGGGAUCUUCGACCCUCCUGAGCCGCUAGACAACCUCUUCGAGAUGUGGAAUGAACCCCCAGAUGUUCGAGGCCCAAAUGACUUCAGCACUGACGAAGAUGAAGAAAUUUUUCAGCGACUUGGACGAGCCAACACACCAGAGGAUGACACGGAAGAUCCUGCAGUUCCCGAUGAUGAUCCUGACAUUGAUGUCGAGGAUGAUGAGGCUGCUGCUGCUAUUGAUCUCUUUGUAUCGCAGGGCACCCAGUUUGAUUUCUCGGAUGUCCUAGAAGGAGCGGAUAUUCACGCUGACCCUCCGUCAUGCAUGGACGACCAUCCGGCAGUCCGCCACGCAUACAUACAUGCAUUUAUAUCUGCAGCAUUCUAUAAUGCUACCCACGCAGCAGUGUAUCACGAUCUUGAAGGAAAGGAGCGCCUUCUGCGCACUGCUCAACAGGCCAACCCCUGA